This is a messenger RNA of Rhodamnia argentea, 1052 nucleotides long. Its product is annotated as transcription factor PRE3-like. Gene Ontology annotation, biological process: regulation of growth; regulation of DNA-templated transcription. The record is from RefSeq and is a predicted model, not a curated record. Gene Ontology annotation, molecular function: protein dimerization activity. NCBI's taxonomy places the organism in Eukaryota, Viridiplantae, Streptophyta, Magnoliopsida, Myrtales, Myrtaceae. Bases 362 to 640 code for a protein of 92 amino acids. The transcript is spliced from 2 exons.
UUCCCUGUGUUCUCUUGUGCCUUACCCUCUCUCUCUCUCUCUCUCUCUCUCUCUCUCUGCACCUAUAAUCCAGUCCUCCAAGCUAAUGUGCAUGUACCGUCCAUGCGGGUCUCCCUUCUGACAGUCGACUGUAUCUCCCCCCACUGUCUGAUCCGAUCCAUCCACCUCUUUUGAGUUCAGACUUCAGAGUCUGGCACUUCUCUCGGCUGCAGCUUCCUGAGUGAGAUCAGCUCGUCUCGUUUGCUUUCUGACAAAGAGGGCUCUUUCUUCUUCUUCGACCCAUCACUUGUCCCGCUUCAGUUACUACAGCAGUUCAGAGGGGAGAACUCCCAAGUCUGAGCUUCAGUUUCAUAAGCCGACCAUGUCUAGCAGGAGGUCAAGAUCGAGACAAUCCGGGAGCUCCGGAAUCAGCGAUGACCAGAUCAUUGACCUCGUCUCCAAGCUGCAGCAACUCCUCCCCGAAAUCCGUAACCGCCGCUCCGACACGGUAUCAGCCGCAAAGGUGCUGCAGGAGACGUGCAACUACAUAAGAAGCUUGCACCGAGAGGUCGACGACCUGAGCGAGCGACUCUCCGAGCUGCUGGCCAACAGCGACAGCGCCCAAGCUGCCGUGAUCCGAAACCUGCUCAUGCAGCAGUAGACCCUAAGUUUUACAAUUACUUACGGAUUAAUUAGGAGUUCAUUUGCUGGUGGGCAUGGCUUUAAGUCCUCUAGAGGACAUUUUUGUGUCACCUUCCCUUCAGGUGUUGUCUGUUUUUCCCCCUGGUCUUUCCCUUUCGUCGAUCUCGGGCUCGUUUUCUAGGGUUUUCUGCUUCUUUUUUCUUUUUCUUUUUCUUUUUUUUUUUGCGUGCCACCAGAUUAGAAAGAGGCUUUCAUUAGCUGCAGACGUGUACUUCCUUCGAAAAAUCUGUGUUAAGCAGAUGUAAUAAACCGAUCGAGUUUGACCCAUGAACGUUUGCUGUUUGCUAUUGCUGUUCCUAGUGGAAAUUUAGUCGCCUGUCUUGGUGGGGACUGGGAAGCAUGGGUAUAACCUGUGUUUAUCUUCUUGUUGU